AUGCUCCCAUCUCACGGCGACUUUACAGUCGGCUGGGUCACUGGAAUUCGGAAGGAGUACACCGCCGCUCGUCAGGUCUUGGACGAGGAAUUCGAAUCAACUAACUUCGUGCUACCGAGAGGGGAUCGAAAUACCUAUACCUACGGCCGCGUCGCCAAACAUUAUGUUCUCAUUACCUGUCUUCAGAAUGCGCAGUACGGAAUCGAGUCGGCAUCUGAUGCGGCGCAUGAUAUGAGGAGUAGUUUCCCCAUGAUCCGCGUACUAUUGAUAGUGGGGAUUGCUGGAGGGAUACCGUCACCCCGCCACGAUAUCCGCCUUGGCGAUGUUGUGGUAGGCACUGAGAUCGUUCAAUACGAGAUUGGAGAUGCGACCGAGGAGCUCAAACAUACCAGCCAUAUCGAGCCACCAGGGCGAGCGCUUUUCACGGGUACACAAGGGUUAGCGGUUCAACUUGAUGAAGGGUUAGAUCUUCACGAGCUUCUAGAGAAGGCCUUCGUUAAAACACAGAAAAUAAGAGAUGACUAUCAGCGGCCCCGAAAUCAUCUUGAUCGGUUACUAAAGGCGGAUUAUGAACAUGCCUCGUCUUGUGAAUGCCUCUCCUCUAGCGCGAUUGACGAAAAUACGAUAAUCGCUCGAACCGAUCGCCCUGAAUACGACCGAAUCACGGUGCACACUGGUAGAAUUGGAUCAACGAAUAUCAGUUUGAAUGAUGCUGGAAAACGAGACAGGGUUGGCAAGGAACUGGGCAUCCUAUGCUCCAAACAAGAACUGCCCAGUUCAGCGAACAAGUUCGCUUGUUUGCAUAUUCGAGGGAUUUGCGAUUAUUCCGAUUCACACAAAAGAGAAGCUUGGAAUGGAUUCGCCGCCGCUGCCGCUUCUGUCUACGCAAAGAAAUUGUUGCAAAAAAUUGCUGCCGAAGAAGUAUGGCGGAUGAAUAUCUCGAUUGACACGAAAAACCUUCAACAAUUUACCGAACACCUUGUCUACGAAGUGAAUCAAGCUACGAACAUUUCAGCUCGACUCGCAGAGCUAAAGACCAAGCUAACGACCACAGACCGUGCGUUACGGGGUGUGAAGACUGGGGUUGAGCUUUUGGUGCAAUUAGCGCAAGAGGCAAUGAGUGGAGGUCAGAGGCAGUCGAAUGAUGUUCCGUUGAUGAGAAAUCAUUGGGAGGCAAUUGCAGCCAGCCAAGCGGAUCUGAAACGAGCGCUAUAUAACCUCAGUUUCCACAUCAAGACCGUUCAAAAAACGGCUGUAUCGAAAGAGUCUCGAUUGGAAUGUGAUAGAUUGAAUAUCCGACUUCAAAUGAGCUCCGCAGCUCUUCAAGACUUGAACACCCCGAUACAGCCGAUGUUAUACAGUGUAGCCACGAAUGGUCACGAUCAUGACGAUACCACAGGCAGUGAUGUGAUAUCUAUCACUGCUUCGGAAAGCACUAGGAAGGCCAGCAAUCUCUCGAACAUUGGGGGGGAAAUUCAGCGACUUGAGCACCAAGGCAUUUACAAAACCCGAACGACACAGCUCAAAGCAAUCAAUCAGCGAUUCGAAUUACUCAAAGGAAAGAAACGAUCUUCUCCUGUCUCCCGACUUGCUAGGUCAUAA
Messenger RNA from Penicillium malachiteum, 1602 nucleotides. RefSeq lists its product as uncharacterized. Gene Ontology annotation, biological process: nucleoside metabolic process. Gene Ontology annotation, molecular function: catalytic activity. The record is from RefSeq and is a predicted model, not a curated record. The coding region runs from base 1 to 1602 and encodes 533 amino acids. The transcript has a single exon. NCBI's taxonomy places the organism in Eukaryota, Fungi, Ascomycota, Eurotiomycetes, Eurotiales, Aspergillaceae.